Lolium rigidum is the source of this 1536-nucleotide messenger RNA. RefSeq names its product cysteine-rich receptor-like protein kinase 44. The record is from RefSeq and is a predicted model, not a curated record. The transcript has 6 exons. Lineage: Eukaryota; Viridiplantae; Streptophyta; Magnoliopsida; Poales; Poaceae. Gene Ontology annotation, molecular function: protein kinase activity; ATP binding. Gene Ontology annotation, biological process: protein phosphorylation. Bases 1 to 1536 code for a protein of 511 amino acids.
AUGAGGCCGGUCCAUUGGGACUCGGACCGGUUCCCGAACCGGACCAAUCAGGCGGGGCCAAAGGGCCUCUUCUCCACUAGUGUCACUAAAGAAGUUGAACAGGCCGUCCUUCCAAACGGGAGUGUUGCUGUGAAGAGGAUCAGGAACAACCAUUCCAUUGAUGAGAAACUAUUUGACCGUGAAGUUGAUAGCCUGUUGACGAUUAAUCAUCAAAAUGUGGUACGGUUUCUUGGAUUCUGUGCUAGCACAGAACAUACAGCAGUAAAAAUUGAAGGAUCAAGACAACAUAUUUACGCUGAGAUGAGAGAAAGAUUGCUCUGUUUUGAGUAUAUCAGCAAUGGAAGCCUAAAAAAUCAUAUUACUGAUGAAUUAAGGGGACUAGAAUGGAAUACACGUUACCAAAUAAUCAAGGGUAUCUGCGAAGGGUUGCAUCAUCUGCACAAGGAAAAACAUAUAUUUCAUAUGGAUUUGAAACCUGCCAAUAUACUUUUAGAUAAUCAAAUGAGGCCAAAAAUUACGGAUUUUGGUCUAUCAAGGCUCGAUGAAAAAUCAGAAACCAUGAGCGAAGACCGUUGUGGAUCACUAGGAUAUUGUGCUCCAGAAUACCUAUCGAAUGGCAAGAUGUCAUUCAAAUCAGACAUGUUUAGUUUGGGCAUUGUAAUCACCGAACUGGUGACUGGAGCGAAGGGUAUCCCUGAAAAUAAUAAGAACAAUGUACUUAGAAAAUGGAGGCACAGAUGGAAAAAAACAGGGAAGGAAACACCAUUGAUUUACCAACAAGUAGCAAAAUGCAUGGAAAUUGGGUUGCUCUGCCAGGAAAUUGACCCAUCCAAACGGCCUUUUAUAUGGGAUAUGAUACAUGAUAUCAGAGAAAUAGAAGGUGUUAAUGGUAAAUUCAGUGAUGACUGUGGAUAUACAUUUGGGCAGAUAAGCCCUUACUCAGAGGAUGAUAUGCUUGGGGUUGAACCACUCGAGCUACAUUUUCCUUUUGAGAUUAACAAGCAGAUAUCAUGCUCACUUAAGCUAACCAACCAGACCGAUGCUUACAUUGCCUUCAACAUCCAAAAGAUGAGCCCCCUUCCAUACCACAUGCAGCCGAACAAAGGCAUUGUGCCGCCACAAUCUAAGUGUAGUGUUGACGUAACAUUGCAACCACAGCACAAGGCACCAUGGGAUAUGCAGCGUGCUGACGAGUUCGUUGUGUGGAGCACCAAAGUGAAUGGUCUUUCAGCUGAGGAUAUAACUAUAAACAUGUUCAAUAAAGAGAGUGGUGUGGCUGAUGCGAUGAACUUGGAUGUUGUUUUUCAUACAGAAGAGAGCACCAUAGUAAGCAAGGAACUCAUACUGCACAGUAUCACUGAAGACAUGUCCAACAUUAAGAUAGAUGGUACAAUGGGGAACGUGAAGAAAUCUCAGGAGUAUUUGUUGCUAACGCCCUUGCGGAUGUCAAGCACAUGCAGUCAUAAUCAUCGAGAGCCAGAAAAGGAGUCCAGUGAGCCACACGAAGCAAGUGAAAAAACCAGUGAGGUGAGUUGA